Colletotrichum godetiae is the source of this 1635-nucleotide messenger RNA. RefSeq names its product alcohol acetyltransferase-domain-containing protein. Bases 1 to 1635 code for a protein of 544 amino acids. The transcript has 2 exons. The record is from RefSeq and is a predicted model, not a curated record. NCBI's taxonomy places the organism in Eukaryota, Fungi, Ascomycota, Sordariomycetes, Glomerellales, Glomerellaceae.
AUGAUCGCGGCCAAGGGGGCGGAAGAUGGAGCCUCAGACUCAAGUCACUACACGAUUGUCCGUAAAACGACAAAUCUUGACCGAAUGUUCUACACCUACCAUCGUCUCGGAAUCCAGUCCAACGUUCUAGUCGCAGCUCGCUACGCCUCGGCCCAACCAGGCAAGCAGCGCCUAAUCCUAUCCGAUGACGCAGUCUUCUCAGCUCUCCACGCCGUUGUUGUGAAAUACCCAGAGCUUGGCCUUGUCGGAGUCGUAGGGCCAGCCGCCCAGGGGGAUAAGCAUCUCUUGUCUCUCGCAACACUCAACGAGAUCAAUCUCGAGCGCUGCGUCGAGUUCGUCGAUGACGACACAGCCCAGGUCGACGCCAAAUUCCUGGAAACCCUCCACGGUAAAUGGCACUGGGCUGAUGGUACAGUCGAAGCCGGAGUACCCUGGUGGAAAAUCAUCGUCGUCGGACGCCGAGACGUCGUCUUCGUCUACCACCACCUCGUCUGUGACGGCGCUUUCGGGAUGACAUUCCACCGCGAGCUCCUGGAUGCCCUCAACGCAUCAGCCGUCUCCGAUACAGGCUCCGCGCCCACUCGAACCAUUAAGCUGGAUCCCGAAAGAGUACGACUCAGCAUGACGCUCGAAAACGCCAUUCAUAAGAAACCGGCGGUUCUCGGCGUCAUCUACAACCUCCUCGUCUUCCUCUUCUACCGGUUCUUCUACGCAAAGAAGCUCUUCUUCGUCAACUUCCCCAAGCCGAAGGAGCUGCUCAAGGACUCGAUGGCCGUUGCUGGACCCUCGGACCGCACCGUCACAAAGGUGACAACGUGUCGUAUUCCUCCUGACAAGAUGAAUGUCAUCAUCAAAGCGUGCCGCGCGCACGAUACAACCUUCACGCCUUUCUUGGCCGUUGUCGUCGCCGGCACCCUCGCGGCAGACUUUUAUCCCCACGCCGAGGUCGGGUUUACCCGGUACGCCGUUGAUAUGCGCGCCACGGGCUGCUUCGACACGGCUUCCCCGGACGAGGGUAAAUUGCUCAACCUGGCUGCAAGUCUUCCCGAGGCGGAGAGGUUGAAGAAGUACCGCCAGGCCUUUUCGGCAUCGUCAUCCGUGGGCGACAAGCAAAAGGGCCUCACCGCGACCGUCGAUUCCAAAGUCGCAUGGGAACUUAUUCGAGAUUACGGGAGGCGGAUGGUAGAAUCGCGAAGUGGCGGGGAUGAGUCUUACCUGUACAAGGCCUGGAUUAGCGGCAAUGCUCUCGGACCCAGCCUCGAGGAGUUUGCGGAGAAGCUGCCGUCGAUGGGGCUGUUCAUGCAGAACAGCUUUUCAGUCUCCAACGUUGGAUGCCUCAAGGCCGCACCUCCAUCCUUGGGCCUCGAAGAACCGGUGGUCAAGAUUGAGGAUGUACAGUUCUCGGCUGGCCCGGUACAAGGUGCCGUCGGCUAUCAUGGCAUUGUGUUCAAUGUGGCGGGAGUUACGAGUGGCGAUACUGUCAUCAACGUUUGCACUGAAGGGGGAAUGGCGCCCGAAGGAAUGGUUGAAGCCGUGUUGGAUGGUGUCAUGGCUAGAGUCAAUGCAUUGCUGCAAGAGGAGACCACUCCAAGUGAGGGCGGUAGCCGCAAGGGAUUUUGGCAUGCUUUUGGCUGA